GAGCGGUUAAAGCAAGAGAAACGCGAUGAAAAAAGAUUAAAUAAAGAGCGUAAACUGGAACAGCGAAGAUUGGAAUUAGAAAUGGCUAAGGAGCUAAAGAAGCCUAAUGAAGAUAUGUGCUUAGCAGACCAGAAGCCUUUGCCAGAGUUGCCUCGCAUUCCAGGCCUUGUUCUCUCUGGAAGCACAUUUUCAGACUGCCUCAUGGUGGUACAGUUCUUGCGCAACUUUGGUAAAGUUCUUGGUUUUGAUGUGAAUGUGGAUGUCCCUAAUCUAAGUGUUCUUCAGGAGGGCUUGUUAAACAUAGGGGACAGCAUGGGAGAAGUACAAGACUUACUUGUAAGGCUCCUCUCAGCUGCUGUUUGUGAUCCAGGACUAAUCACAGGAUACAAGGCCAAAACAACUCUUGGGGAACAUUUGUUGAAUGUUGGUGUCAACCGUGACAAUGUUUCUGAGAUUCUACAGAUUUUUAUGGAAGCUCACUGUGGGCAAACUGAGCUUACCGAAAGUCUAAAGACCAAAGCUUUCCAGGCACAUACUCCAGCUCAGAAAGCAUCGGUACUUGCUUUCCUUAUUAAUGAGUUAGCAUGCAGCAAAAGUGUAGUGAGUGAAAUUGAUAAGAACAUUGAUUAUAUGUCAAAUUUAAGAAGAGAUAAAUGGAUGGUUGAAGGCAAAUUGCGGAAGCUUAGAAUCAUUCAUGCCAAGAAAACCGGCAAGAGAGACACUACAGUGGGUGGUGAUAUAGGAGAAGAACAGCAUUCAUUGGGUACAUCCACUCCAGGACGCAAACGGAGACGGAAGGGAGGAGACAGUGAUUAUGAUGAUGAUGACGACGAUGAUAGUGAUGAUCAAGCAGAUGAAGAUGAUGAGGAUGAAGAGGACAAAGAUGACAAAAAGGGAAAGAAGGCAGAAGUCUGUGAAGAUGAGGAUGAUGGGGACCAGGCAGCAAGUGUUGAAGAGUUAGAGAAACAGAUUGAAAAACUCACGAAGCAACAAAGCCAGUACAGAAGGAAAUUAUUUGAAGCCUCUCACUCUUUACGCUCAGUGAUGUUUGGUCAGGAUCGUUACAGACGCCGGUAUUGGAUUCUACCCCAAUGUGGGGGUAUUUUUGUGGAAGGAAUGGAAAGUGGUGAAGGUCUAGAAGAAAUUGCAAAAGAAAAGGAGAAGUUAAAAAAAGCAGAAAGCAUACAUAUCAAAGAGGAGAUGUUUGAGACCUCAGAGGAAAAAAUAAACUGUAUAAAUACAAGUCACUGUGAGCAGAAAGAGGAUCUUAAGGAAAAGGAUAACACUAAUUUGUUUCUACAGAAGCCUGGCUCUUUUUCAAAGCUAAGCAAACUGUUGGAGGUAGCAAAGAUGCCUCCUGAAUCUGACAUUAUGUCACAAAAACCCAAUGGCAGUGCAGCAAAUGGGUGCACACUAUCUUAUCAAAAUAACUCUAAAAACUCUCUCUGCAGCCUUCAGCCCACCAUAUCACAAAGCAGCUCUGAAAAGUCAGAUUCUAAUAAUCUUUUUAAUCCCAUUGCAAGUGGACCAGGGAAGUUUUACAAUUCUCCAUUAAUUCCAAAUGACCAGUUGUUAAAGGCACUUACAGAAAAGAGCAGACAAUGGUUCAGCCUUUUACCAAGAAUACCAUGUGAUGAUGCAUCAGUUACCCAUUCAGAUACACCAGCUUCUUCUUCUUCGCUAACUCUGCAUUCAAAUCCUCCCUCAAAAUCACCUUCACCAGUCCCAUCUCCUCAUAUCACUUCAACCUCUGUACAGAGUCCUAUGGGAAUAAGUCCUUUUGCAUUAUCAUCACUUCAGAUGAAGACUGGAUUACCUAUAAUGGGACUUCAAUUUUGUGGAUGGCCUACAGGAGUUCUUACUUCAAACCUUCCAUUUUCAUCUCCCUUACCUAGUGUUGGAUCAGGGUUAGGAUUGACAGAAGGAAAUGGUAAUUCAUUUUUAACGCCCAAUGUUCCUGCAAGUAAAAGUGAAUCACCGGUACCACAAACUGAAAAAACAGCUUCUGCUCCCUCUACAGGAGUUGAAAUAGCCAAGCCAGUAGAUUAUCCUAGCCCAAAACCUAUACCAGAAGAAAUGCAAUUUGGUUGGUGGAGAAUUAUUGAUCCAGAGGUCCUAAAAGCUUUGCUUAAAGUACUACAUCUCAGAGGAAUAAGAGAGAAGGCCUUACAGAAGCAAAUACAGAAACACAUGGAUUACAUUACUUUGGCCUGCAUCAAGAACAGAGAUGUUGCAAUUAUUGAAAUAAAUGAAAAUGAGGAAAACCAGGUAACUCGAGACAUUGUGGAAAACUGGUCAGUAGAAGAGCAAGCAAUGGAGAUGGAUCUGGCUAUUCUUCACCAGGUGGAAGACCUAGAACGGAGAGUUGUAUCAGCUAGUUUGCAAGUUAAGGGUUGGAUAUGUCCCGAGCCUGCAUCGGAGAGGGAAGACCUGGUAUAUUAUGAACAUAAGUCAUUUACUAAAUUGUAUAAGAAGCAUGAUGGAGAAUGUGCUGGAGGAGAAGGCGGCAAUACCAGUGCUCUAGAGCGGAAGAGUGACAACCCUCUAGAUAUAGCUGUAACCAGGCUUGCUGACUUGGAGCGGAACCUAGAGCGAAGAAUUGAAGAGGAUAUUGCUCCAGGGCUAAGGGUAUGGCGAAGGGCUUUGUCAGAAGCUCGCAGUGCUGCACAGGUAGCACUGUGCAUUCAGCAGUUACAGAAAUCAAUAGCAUGGGAAAAAUCUAUUAUGAAAGUUUACUGCCAAAUAUGUCGAAAGGGAGAUAACGAGGAACUUCUGCUUCUUUGUGAUGGCUGUGACAAAGGCUGUCACACAUACUGCCAUAGACCCAAGAUCACUACUAUACCAGAGGGUGACUGGUUUUGUCCUGCCUGCAUAGCAAAGGCAAGUGGUCAAACCCUAAAAAUAAAAAAACUUCAGAUCAAAGGGAAAAAAAGUAAUGAACAAAAGAGAGGCAGGAAAUUGUCUUUAACAGGAGAUACGGAGGAUGAAGACUCUGCAACUACAAGUAGCUCUUUAAAAAGAGGAAAAACAGACCCGAAAAAAAGAAAAAUCGAUGAAAAUAUUUCUAACCAAUUGAAACAAGAAAGCUUCACUCCUACGAAGAAACCUAAAAGAGAUGAAUCCAAGGACCUGCCUGUAUGCAGCAUGAUCCUGUCUGAAUUGGAAACUCAUGAAGAUGCAUGGCCUUUUCUACUUCCUGUAAACUUGAAACUUGUUCCUGGUUAUAAGAAGGUUAUUAAAAAACCUAUGGACUUUUCCACCAUCAGAGAGAAGCUAAGCAGUGGACAGUACCCUAAUCUUGAAGCAUUUUCUCUAGACAUCAGGCUUGUUUUUGACAACUGUGAAACCUUUAAUGAAGAUGAUUCUGACAUAGGCAGGGCUGGCCACAACAUGAGGAAAUAUUUUGAAAAGAAAUGGACAGAGAUUUUCAAAGUGAGCUGAAUUUAUCAGAACUCAGUUUUUUCCUUAUACAAGGACAAAUGAGACCAGCAAUGUGAACUGUAUUUACAUAAAAAGUGCAAGGCACACGCGUAACUGACUGCUUUUUUUUUUCCUUAAAGAGAAGUAUCGCAGAAGAGUGAUACUAAUUCUAAAGGCUUCACUCCUACAGCAACCAUGGCCCUUGGUUAUUGGUUUGUGUGUUUUAUCAAACUAAUUUAGGUAGAACAGGGAAGCACACCCAAAGAAUUUCAAAGAAAGGGGUGUUAUAGUGCAAUAGCAAUUUAAAAUAUAUCAAAACGCACUGAAUAUUCAACCACCAGAGCUCUACUUGGGGAAAUGGUUCUCUUUUCCCCUUUCAAUAAAUAUCUAUUUUUCAUUUUUUUACUUUGUAGUUUAUUUUUUAGUGAAUGUAUUUAAUUUUAUGAAUUAUUUAUGAUUAAACAGCAUCCAGAAUCUUCGUUUUCUGUGAAAAGGAAGAAUUAGAAAAAUUGCUUUAAAUCUUGAAAAUACAACAAGGAAUGUUUUAAAAUAUAAAACAAAGCCAAGUAAAACUGUUUACACUGUUGUGCUAUAAAAGCACUAAAAGUUAAAACUUUACUGUAGAGUUACAAGUACAUUUAUAUAUAUAUGUUGCUCCAUCACUUGUGUAGUAAAAUUGUAUUUGAAGACAGUGAAGAAAAUUUGAGACAUAUGUAUAUACUGUUCAUUAUUGUUUAUAUUAUGUCUUGUUUUAAAUAUGUAUGAUGUGUACAUAUUAUUUGCAGACAUUAUUGUUUAUGCCUUAGAAGGACUGUAGCAUUUUAUUUUAGUCUUAAGGUAAUUGUAGCUAUACGGCUUGUACAGUAAUUAUCCUCUACCAACACUGUGGAGUCUCCUUAAUCUUGGUAGUGCCUGCCUUUAAAACAGGGUGUAGGGGAUAUUAGUUUUCCAUUUUUCUAUUUUGUUAUAUAAUUUCAAGCCACCAGGGCCUCAGAUUUAAGUAUAAUCAUUUGUAUCCAUGUGAAAUAAAAUUGUGACAAUUUCUUACGCACACAGUAUUUUUUCAUAGAAACAUUUCCCUCCAUUUGCCUUGCCACAGAAAUAACAAAAAACAUUUGUAACCACUGUGUUUUAUCUACUGUGUGUUGUGGUGGCCUGUUGGAGGCAGAUAGAUCAGAAAUUUUUUUUUUUGUAUGUAUGUAAGAGUACUUGAAGCUUUAUUUAAAACAAAAACGUUGUGGAAAAGGUAGCAUUCUUUUUUCUUUUUUUCUUUUUAUAGGAGUGUUAUUUUUCACUAAUAUGUGUGGCACGGAUACAAUAAAAGACUGUUUUGCAAACCAGUUUUUCUUGGUUAUUUAGUAUUCAAGAUAUAUGUAUAAAAGAAAUAUUGAAAAAUGGGGAUAAUAAUCUUACC
Molecule: messenger RNA, 4834 nt
Organism: Chelonoidis abingdonii (Abingdon island giant tortoise)
Lineage: Eukaryota; Metazoa; Chordata; Testudines; Testudinidae
Source: RefSeq, a predicted model, not a curated record